Messenger RNA from Angiostrongylus costaricensis, 897 nucleotides. Lineage: Eukaryota; Metazoa; Nematoda; Chromadorea; Rhabditida; Metastrongylidae. The record is from the annotation of a GenBank genome assembly.
AUGCCGUUGGAUCUGGAGUACAAUGAUAAUCACACACGUCUCACAGAGACUCCUCCAGAGUUCAAUGGACUGAUUUCUAUCUUGAACAUGCAACUCUUCUUCCUCGUCAAUAUCGCUCAUUUCAUUAAGAAUUUUGAAAGGUUGAACGUCAGAAAUAUCUCGUUCUUGAAAGCAGAUGUUUCUGAAACCUUAUUCACCCUGAAUGGUGUAAACAUCUUUGAACGAUUCAGCUACGGGUAUCUAGACAACAUGAUGAACGCUUCAGAACUAGAAAGAGAGUUUCUCUCGGAGAACGGUUACUUCGAGGCUUUCCGCCUAUUUGACCAUAUUAGAGAGUUUCGAUCGGAGAACGCUUUCUUCGAGGCAUUUCGACUGUUUGACCAUAUUCGAGGGUUUCGAUCGGAGAACGCUUUCUUCGAGGCAUUUCGCCUGUUUGACCAUAUUCGAGGGUUUCGAUCGGAGAACGCUUUCUUCGAGGCAUUUCGCCUAUUUGACCAUAUUCGAGGGUUUCGAUCGAAGAACGCUUUCUUCGAGACAUUUCGCCUAUUUGACCAUAUUCGAGAACUUCGAUUGGAGAACGCUUUCUUCGAGACAUUUCGCCUAUUUGACAAUAUUAGAGAGUUUCGGUGGGAGAGCGGUUUCUUCGAGCCAUUUCGUCUAUUUGACCAUAUUCGAGGGUUUCGAUCGGAGAGCGGUUUCUUCGAGCCAUUUCACCUGUUUGACCAUAUUCGAGAGUUUCGAUUGGAGAACGCAAAACCCACAAUAUUCGCUUGCCAGGAGGCUAUGGCAAGGCCUAAUAUUACCCUCGGUACUACUCUGAAGGAUACUAACGAUGUGGUGAAGACUCAAGUGGAGUUCCGCUACCAUGGGUUAACCGAAUACCUAAUCAAAAAUUAG